This is a messenger RNA of Belonocnema kinseyi, 915 nucleotides long. RefSeq lists its product as uncharacterized. Lineage: Eukaryota; Metazoa; Arthropoda; Insecta; Hymenoptera; Cynipidae. Bases 310 to 819 code for a protein of 169 amino acids. The transcript has 3 exons. The record is from RefSeq and is a predicted model, not a curated record. Gene Ontology annotation, biological process: mitochondrial respiratory chain complex I assembly.
GACACAGUUGCAAAAACCUAUUUUUUAUAAAUAAAGAAAGUUAUUUAUUUAAUUUUGAUUAAAAAUAUAAAGCUACUCAAAGACAGGAAAGUUAAAAUCAAUAAAAAGACUAUGUAGAAUUGAUAAUUUCUGGUUCAAAAAUGGGUUCCAAGUUUCCAUGUGUCAAGGCCUUUAUGUAAUAUCAAAUAUCAGCCAACAGCUGAUCGGAAAUUCGUAUUCUGGCAAUUUGGUUUCGUUCCAUUCCUGGAAAGAGUUUUUAUAACUCUAGAAUUACGUGCAUGUAUUUGAAGUUUAAUUGGCCCCGUCGAGAUGUCGCUCCUUGAAUUUUUCCAGAAAUUCGACUAUUAUGCUAAACCGGAGGGUCACGCUCCUCUGGACAAGAUGGUUGGUGCUUCCAAAUAUGGCUUGUUAACCGGUUUUGGAUUUGGAAUACACGAUGUAUUCUUGCAUUCUAAAACACGUACUGUAAUGGACACGGUGCGCUGUUUCGGAUACUGGAUGGUUCCUAUGGGUGGAAUGGGAGCCGCCUUCGCUUCCACGACUUAUAUUGCCACGAAUUUGAGGGGCAAAGAUGACCCAUUAAAUUACGUUUUUGGAGCAAUUUCAGCCGGAGGUGUCUUGCAAGCCUGGCAAAAAUGUGGCUUGACCACGCUUUACGGAACUAUUCUUCUGUCUAUUUUUGCCGCAGCAAAGAAGGAUUCCAUCCAGAGUGGCUGGACAUUCUGGGGAGAUCCCUUCGAUUGUGAAUGGGAUGCUCCAGUGAUUCAAACAGCCAGUGCCAGAGAAAAGAAAUACGAAAGAGGGUGGACCAAGGAAUAAAGUCCUUCUUAUUCGAGAGUGAAUUUGAAAUAGUUGAUAUUUAAAUAUAAAAUCGAAUAAUGUUAUGUCUUAUAUGUAAUAAAACUAUAAAGAAAA